Molecule: messenger RNA, 315 nt
Organism: Symbiodinium sp. CCMP2456
Lineage: Eukaryota; Dinophyceae; Suessiales; Symbiodiniaceae
Source: the annotation of a GenBank genome assembly
GUAUUCACCCCGCUUGUGGAUUGGCUCCGGCACUUCCGCGACAGUUCCCGCGAACAGGUCAUCCCCGCGGUGGUGGAGAAGCAGCAUCGAACAGCGUGGAUUCGCAUGAUGCUCGCCCUGUCCUUUGAGUUGUGCUAUCUUCGCUUGGCUGGCAUCGAGCCCAUCGAGCUCCUGAAUUUGGGGUACUCUGAGGAAGUCCUCUUGGAUGCUGGUUACGAGAAGGGACGAGGUCGCUGGGACAUGAACAACCUUUCCGACUGGGCCUCCUGGCUGGUUACCAUGGUUACUGGCAAGCCUGUGAAUGCAUCAAGCUGA